AUGCACGUGGCAGCCAGGAGCUCCUCCUGGAGGCUGGGGCCUGACAGUAGCAAGCGGAAGAGCAAGGGUGUGAGCGGCGAGGCCGCCUGGCGGGAGGGCCUCUGUGGCGGGGACGUGUGUGACGUUGACCGGCGCCGUGGAGAGACCGGCGAGACCCAGGCUCCGGUGUGCCCGACCCUUGGCCAGGGCGUGGCGGGAAGAAGCCGUCAGGGGGAGCGGCGGGAACACCCCGGCUCCAUCCCGCUGGGAAGCCAGGUGAGCCUGGGAACCCGGGAAAAGAGGCCGGAGUCCCUGCCGGGGAAACGGCAAAGGGUGGCGGCUGUGGAAGACGAGCGUGGAGCCAUGGGAGAGCCCCAGCUCGCUGCGGGGGAGCCCAGAGGAGACUCCGCCCAAGAGGCGCGAGAGGUCGGCCAGAGCCCGGGCGGCAGGCUGGGCUCUGCCUCCCGCCAGGGCCUCGGAGGAGUGCAGGGGGCCCCGGGGGUCUCCCAGGUGCCUGCACCCCAGCUCUCGGGAGACUCUGCCGAGGAGACGGGGGAGGUCUGCCAGGGCCCCGGGGCACCGGGCGGGCUGCGCUCUGCGUCCCGCCGGCCCCUCCGAGGGGUGCAGGGCGGCGAUGACAUGGCGGCCUCGGGGGGCUCGGCAGGGUCAGGGCCCCAGUCCAGGGGAUACUCCUCCGAAGAGACCGGGGAGGUCUGCCAGGUCCCCGGGGCACCGGGCCGGCUGCGCUCUGCGUCCCGCCGGCCCCUCCGAGGGGUGCAGGGCGGUGACGAGAUGGCCUCGGGGGGCUCGGCAGGGUCAGGGCCCCAGUCCAGGGGAUACUCCUCCGAAGAGACCGGGGAGGUCUGCCAGGUCCCUGGGGCACCGUGCGGGCUGCCCUCUGCGUCCCGCCGGCCCCUCUGA
Rangifer tarandus platyrhynchus (Svalbard reindeer) is the source of this 900-nucleotide messenger RNA. The record is from the annotation of a GenBank genome assembly. NCBI's taxonomy places the organism in Eukaryota, Metazoa, Chordata, Mammalia, Artiodactyla, Cervidae.